Messenger RNA from Eremothecium cymbalariae DBVPG#7215, 1419 nucleotides. RefSeq names its product transcription factor TFIIE subunit TFA1 (gene TFA1). Gene Ontology annotation, biological process: transcription open complex formation at RNA polymerase II promoter; transcription initiation at RNA polymerase II promoter. Gene Ontology annotation, cellular component: transcription factor TFIIE complex. The coding region runs from base 1 to 1419 and encodes 472 amino acids. Lineage: Eukaryota; Fungi; Ascomycota; Saccharomycetes; Saccharomycetales; Saccharomycetaceae. The record is from RefSeq and is a predicted model, not a curated record. The transcript has a single exon.
AUGGAUAGGCCUAUAGAUGAGACGGUUAAAAGUUUAUUGCAAUUUGUUGUUCGUGGGUUCUAUUCCAAUGCCUAUGUGUUAGUCCUGGAUGCAAUCAUGUUCCAUUCGGUUCUAUCCGAGGAAGAUUUAGCCCAUUUAUUAGGUAUAAAGCGGCCAGAGUUACGUUCGCUUAUUACAACAUUGACUGAGGAUAUGUUAGUGGCUACUCAUUCUCAACAAGAAUUUGCAUACAAUUCUAGAAGUUUAAGGCGUUAUUAUUACUAUAUAAAGUACCCACAAGCAAUUGAUGCCAUCAAAUGGAAAGUGCACCAAUUGGUUUCCAAGAUGAAAGAUGAUUUAGACAAGAAUAGUGCUCCUCAGGGUUAUAUGUGUCCAGUUUGUCAUUCGAAAUAUAGUCAACUGGAGGCAGUAUCUUUACUAAAUUUUGAAAAGACACAAUUCUUGUGUAGUUUAUGUGAGGAGCCUUUAGUGGAAGAUGAUUCAGGUAAAAAAUCUAAAGAGAAACAGAUGCGUUUGAAUAAGUUAAUGGAUGAAGUGCAGCCUAUCAUUGAUUAUUUGAAAAAAAUCGACGAUUCCAUGAUUGAGGAAAAUACUUUUGAAACAGCGUUAGCAAGAUUGAUUCCGCCACAGAACAACUCAGCUGCUUCUUAUACCUUGAAUCCAAGAACCAGAAGAAGCAAAAUGUUUCAACCAGGUGAAUCUUUGGAUAACGCCAGCAGUAGACGCGCUGGUGCUAGGUCGCAGGCUACAUUGCAUGUUAAUAUUACUACUGUAAGUGACGAAUUGGCUCAAAGAGAGUUACAGGAACGUAAAGCUGAAGAAAAGAGGAAGCAAAAUGCACUACCCACAUGGCACGAGAAAAGUACAAUCGGAAAAAGCUUGGGUAGACUGGAUCGUGAUGAUUGGGAACAGAUGGAACCUACAAACAAUGCAGCUGCAGAAAAUGGCUUGAAGGACGAAGAUGGCGCCAGCUUACCAACCCUAGACAAUGAAAAGGAUAUGGACCUUGACGACUCAAACUUGGUGAAAGAAAGGCCAAGUAUUAAUCAACAGGUUAUCGCUAAUAGAGAAGCAGAAAGAACUUUGGCCGAAUACUAUGCUAAACUGGCCAAAAAGCAGGCCAUGGAAGAUGAUGAGGAGGAAGACGAUGAAGAAGAAGAAGAAUUCGAAGAUGUUAUCAGAGAAGAUGGUGAUGAUGACGAUGAUGACGAUGACGAUGAUGUCGAUAUGGCCGAUUUAGAAGAUAUAGAAUUGGAUAAUGUCACUGCUAAGGAUAGCACUCAAGAAGGAAAGGAUGGCACAUCGAGUGCUGGAGGUACAGCCAACAGCUCUUCCACCAGAAGCAACGAAAAGAGUAAUGCUAAUGAAUUCGAAGAAGACGAUGAUGAUGAUUUUGGUGGAGACUUUGAAGACCUGUAA